UCGCGACAAGAGAAGCGCAGUCAGACAGUCAGGCAGGCUGGUCGACAAGCAAGACAGAGUCAGCGUGCUAGGCACAGUGCAGCAGCCAAGACCACUAGAUCCGUACGGCUUACCCGACUUAGAGACUUAAGCCGACAGGCAGUCCGAAAGGCUCAACCGGCUAAGCCUCGUCGACCCACCUACCGUCUCCAACGUGUGGCCAAUACACCACCUAGGUGACUACCUAUCAACCUACUAUACUCGUGUCUUUCACCCUUUCAUCAACUCUCGCCAAUUCUCACGAGGAUCAAUCCAAUCAAGUCCACCACCGAGCUGACAUACUCAUGGACAGUUAUCAUACUAACGUCAUUAUCAGAAUUGAUAAGGUGGACACGCGGGUGUAAAUGUCCAAGAAUUGUGCGUCGACUCGGAGGCUGGUCUUGCGUCCAGAGCUACAGUGAAUGGGUACAGUCAAGUAGCAAGCAGAGAGUGCGACGCGUGCUCGUGUUUUAUGUUGGCGGGAUGGUCUAACCUACUUGCCAACUAACUUGGACGUUACGCAACCUAGUGAGCUGUCGGUUUAUCGGGUUUAUUAUCAAUAGUCGUCAGCUACCCAAGUGAACGCGUGUACAUGUCGACUUCUUGGGGUAGGUGUUGGGAACUUAAGUCUACUUGAUUCCCGAGUGGAUUUUCAGUUAUCCUUUUGUUUGUGUUGUGACUGCAGUGCGCUCUAAGUGAAUCAUCAAUAAACUCUAUUACUUAACUACUAAAAUAUUAUUCUUUAUCUUAAUCAUCACCGUAUUAACUCGAAAUUCCAACCAAAGCAGAAUACUAAUUUUUGAUUAUUUAUGUGGUGAUUGUAUUCUGUGUCAAUUAAGUGGAUUCCUAGCUUCAUUAGCAUUGAUAUUUAAACAUCAUCAUCAUAAGGUGAAGGUGUAUUCGUGCAAUUACUGAACAUAUGACACCCUAGAGUCGGUUCACUAGGUCAAGGUGCUGGUGAUUUCUAAGAACACCAGCGUUCCGUAGGGAGAGUGAGUUCUCGAGGUGUACAGCACAGUCGGCAGGACGUUAACCUUCUACAGCAUGGAGCACGGCGGGGGCGGGGGAAGCCUCGAACUCGCCGGCGGCGGUGGAAAUACUGAGCUCUGUCUCCAGGACCUCGUUUCAGGAUCAACUACUGGUUUAUCUGUGCAACAUUACCAACACGCAGCAUCCAUGGCUGGACUCCAUAGUGAUCAUCUCCAAGGUGCUAUGCAUCAUCAUGAUGUACAUGCCGGUUCCCAUCACGAGACAUCCAUGAUUCGCAAUCUUGGUCAUCAACUCCCUCACGAGCCACUGGAAAAAAUGAAACUAUUAGCACUAAAUGAUUACCGGGAUGAAACGAAUGGAGGCCUUGCAAGACUCGACUUUUCAGCUCACGGUGGACACACUCCAGGUGGUAGUACACCAAGUACACCAGGUGCUACUCCUUCGACACCCUCGGGAGGAUUCUCCACAGCACAACCUCGGAAUCGAACAAAUAACAAUCAAAGGACAGACAUUCGUAAAGGUGUUAGAACACCUGAAGUAAAACACGAGAUGCGAUCAGAAGUUGUUUCUUCUGGCGGAGUAGUGAGUGUAAAUGAUGCAGUCGACAAGGAUGGUACAAAAAAUAAAAGACAAAGACGACAAAGGACACAUUUUACCUCCCAACAACUUCAGGAACUUGAAUCGACGUUCAGCAGGAAUCGAUACCCGGACAUGGCAACCAGGGAAGAGAUUGCAAUGUGGACUGGAUUGACAGAAGCACGCGUUAGGGUUUGGUUCAAAAAUCGUCGAGCAAAAUGGAGGAAACGUGAGAGGAAUGCAGCAAACGCAGCAGCAGCUGCUGCCGCAGCAGAUUUUAAAACUGGAUUCAGCACUGCGGGGCUCAACAGUUUUAUAGGACGUGCUGAUGUAGAUGCUAUGUACAGUUCUUACAGUUCUUAUAAUAAUUGGGCAGCAAAAGUUCCUUCACCAUUGAGCAGUAAAAGCUUUCCUUGGGUGAAUCAUUUAGGAACAGUUGUACCGACAGCUUCUCAUCACCAUCAUCAUGCUCAAGUCCCACCAGUGAAUUGCUUCAAUACUUCAACUUCAGUAGCAGGAAGCCACGUCGGUGGAAUGUCAAUGUCAGUUGGCCAAGCAGCAACAUCUAUGCUACCUGGAAUGGGUUCAGGUCUUGGAGUUGCUGGAUCGCCUGUUGCUGCUUCUGGAGCUGCAUGUCCUUAUGCAGCUCCAGCAGCACCUCAUCAUUAUGGUCCAGUUUAUACUCCGCAUCAUCGAACAGCUGGGCCCGAGUCAUGUACAGUAAUGAACAGUAGUAUUGCAUCAUUAAGAUUAAAAGCAAAACAACAUUCAAGCGAAUAUGGAUCUGCUAGCUCCUUCAGUACUGGAACUACAGCCACAGGUGCUGGGAGUAUAAGUCCUGUGAGUUCUAGAGCUUCGUCCGCCGCAUCACCGAUGUUGUCAUCGACACCCUCGUCAACUACAUCUCAACCCCACUACCUCAUGUAUGACGAGGAAACUGCAGCGGCGGACCAGAAAAUCAAUGACGAUUCUAGAAUGAUCAUCAGUGCAUCUGCUACCAGUGAUAAUGGCUCGAGUGGUAUUGGAGUUGGUGUAGGAAUAGGUAUGGGAACUGCUGGACCACCUGGACCUAGUGGAAGGCUUCCUGGUUAUUGGCAACAUGCUGCGACAUCAGCUGCAGGAUAUUGGUCUUCCCUUUUUGAUUCUUGGACCACUAAUUCCAUUGCUACUGGGUCUCAAUCCCUUUCGCUUACUUGGGAUGAAAAUCGAAGCCAGUGAUCACCGAAUUAAACGCGCGAGCUUAUAGCUACUAUUGUCGAUUCUCACACGAUUACAGUCAGAAUAUUGAAAAUGAGUCUUUUGGAAAAUUUAUUUUAAUUUAUCUAGUAUCAUUUUUUAUAUUCAAAGCAUUAAGCAAAUUUCAUGAUGAGAAAGAACUGAUAUUCACUGUGACCAAAGUUUCGUGCAAUAUUGUGAGUUAAAUAAUUUGAGUUUAUGAGUGAACAUUUCUACGUUGAGUUACAAUUACUGUAAAUAAUCAUUAAAUAAUAAAAAUAAAUUAAUCCUUAUUGUAAAAAUAAUUUUUUAUCGUUUUUUUUGUCGUACAAGAGCUUAGUAAUGUUUACAAUAAAAAAUUUACAAUAUUCUUUUUAUUAACGUUUUCAGUUAUAAAUUGAUAAAGUCUGAUUACAAUUCUUAAAAAAAUAGAAAGAAUAGAAUAAUAAAUUCACAUCUGUUGGAAUAUUUGCAAAAACUGCAACUUGACGUAGAUAAUGAUAUGAGCGAUGAAUGAAAAUAUAUCUAAUAGCAUUAAAAAGCCUUUUUAGUAUUGUUUAACGACUGAUCGCAGACGAACCGACAGAUAAAGAGAUCGUUCGCGUCAUGAACUCACUAUUCUGUAGAUAUCUGUAUAGUAGAAACUAAAUAUACGACGUGUUAAUCUAACCAAAAAAGUUGUAACAUUUUAUUAAUAAUAAAUCAUUAAUGAAAUAAUGUACUAUUCAGCUAAUACCAAAAAAAAAACCUAAAACUGUAGAAGAAAAAAAUAACUAAAUAAGUUUGGGCAUGCAUCAAGUGAAAUAAUUUCAUCGAUUUGAAGCUGCCAUGUACAGUGUAUGAGCAAAAUCGUUAUCUCGAUUAUAUUGUACGUUAUAUAAAUAUUAAUAUUAGUUUGUAGUUUUGAAAGGUAUUCAGUAUAUUUAAAAAAUUAUAAAAAAUUUUCGUACCACUUUAAAAGCUUGUUCUUUUGUUCAUAUAUCAUAAUAUAUCAUAUCCUGACAAAUAAAAAUAAUCUUCGUAUCAUUUGGAGCUGAUUCAGAGCUUUAAAGUGCCACGAAAAUUUCACAAUCCAAAAAAAUAGAAUUGUAUAGACUUUAAGGUAUAAAAAGAAAAAAAAAACUUGAAAAGACGAUCGCUAUUUUGUAUGAAUCCCAAUAUCGUACAAAUAUCAACGUCAAAAGCCACAUAUCCCAAAGUCGCAUGGUGAGACGAAAGCUCACAUGUUUCACUACCUUCAUUCACUAAAUGUGUACAUGUUUUCAAUCGAAUGAUGUCAAAUAUUCGAUUCUACUCCGUUUGUAAUCUAGUCACAAUAAAACCGAUUCUAUUCUA
Messenger RNA from Chelonus insularis, 4134 nucleotides. RefSeq names its product pituitary homeobox homolog Ptx1 (gene Ptx1). Lineage: Eukaryota; Metazoa; Arthropoda; Insecta; Hymenoptera; Braconidae. Gene Ontology annotation, biological process: anatomical structure morphogenesis; regulation of transcription by RNA polymerase II. The record is from RefSeq and is a predicted model, not a curated record. Gene Ontology annotation, molecular function: RNA polymerase II cis-regulatory region sequence-specific DNA binding; DNA-binding transcription factor activity, RNA polymerase II-specific. Gene Ontology annotation, cellular component: nucleus. Bases 1063 to 2802 code for a protein of 579 amino acids. The transcript is spliced from 5 exons.